Plectropomus leopardus (leopard coralgrouper) is the source of this 253-nucleotide messenger RNA. Lineage: Eukaryota; Metazoa; Chordata; Actinopteri; Perciformes; Serranidae. The record is from RefSeq and is a predicted model, not a curated record.
GAUGAUGGACAUGAUGUGUGUGAAGGUGCAGGACCACCUGAACUCUCUGAGGUUCACUGAGACCAGCUCUGUGCAGGAGGACAUGAAGGUCGCAGAAAACUUCAUGAAAGACGCCAGAAACUCCAAAACACUGCUCCCUAACCUGUACCACCUGCAGAGCGGCGGCUCCAGUGGAGCGUGCGUCGGCGCCAUUCAGGACAAACUGGAGUCGAUGGCGGGAGAGGUGGCGAGCGUGAUGGAGGAGCAGCUGCAG